Messenger RNA from Sinocyclocheilus anshuiensis, 2798 nucleotides. RefSeq names its product UDP-glucuronosyltransferase-like. NCBI's taxonomy places the organism in Eukaryota, Metazoa, Chordata, Actinopteri, Cypriniformes, Cyprinidae. The coding region runs from base 83 to 1678 and encodes 531 amino acids. Gene Ontology annotation, molecular function: UDP-glycosyltransferase activity. The record is from RefSeq and is a predicted model, not a curated record. The transcript is spliced from 5 exons.
ACCAGUCAAUGUAUUUGUAGUGUACAUAGUGAGACAAACAGAAGUUUAAAGGUUCACAUCGUCAGUCUUUUUGGCAAGAAAGAUGCACUUAGGAAUAAUUUUAUGUCUGGUGAUCAGUAAAGUCAGUUCUGCGGUGCUGGACCAGAGACCAUCUGGGAAGAGCAGUUGGACUGGGAAGCUGUUAGUGGUGCCCAUGGAUGGAAGUCACUGGACAGGGGUGAAGGCUGUGGCAGAAGAGUUGGGACGUAGAGGACACACAGUGAUUGUGGUGAUUCCAGAGAUCAGCAUGCGUUUGGGUCCAGGAAAACACUACAUCACAAAGACAUUUCCGGUCAACUAUGAGCUGGAUUUGAUCAAUGAGGUAUUGACCGAGCAUGUUCAUGAAGUGACAAGCCCAUGGCAGUCCCUUCUGAAGAGUGUGACUUCAACAGCUGCCAGUUUGAUAAAGAUGUUCAACCUGAUGGCCUCUACAAGUGAAAGUCUGUUCCAGAACCAGGAGCUUAUAGAGUUUUUGAGAGAACAAAACUUUGAUGCCGUUUUAACUGAUCCUGCCCUACCAAUGGGCGCCAUACUGGCGUAUAAUCUAUCUGUACCUGCAGUGUACAUGUUAAGGGGAAUGCCAUGUGGCAUUGAUGCUGCAGCCACAGCCUGUCCAGACCCUCCUUCAUAUAUCCCACGUUUCUAUACACGAAACUCAGACCGCAUGACUUUUAGUCAGCGUGUACUUAACUUUUUUGUGAGCAUACUGGAACCACUGAUAUGUAAAUUUUUAUACUUGCCCUAUGAGGAAGCGACGUUCAACUUCCUGCAGAGAGAUGUGAGCCUGACUGAGAUCCUGAACACCGGAGCCGUCUGGUUGAUGCGGUAUGAUUUUAGCCUGGAGUUCCCCAAACCCCUGAUGCCCAACAUGCAGCUCAUAGGAGGAAUUAAUUGUGAAAUUAGGAACCCACUGACAAAGGAGGUGGAGGAAUUCGUCAAGGGUUCUGGAGAGCAUGGUAUUGUGGUGUUCAGUCUGGGUUCUCUGGUGUCCUCCAUCCCAAAAGAGAAAGCUGCUAUCUUCUUCAAGGCUUUCCGUAUGAUUCCACAGAGGGUUAUUUGGCGGUAUACAGGUGAGAUUCCUGAUAAUGUCCCAGAAAAUGUCAAGUUGAUGAAGUGGCUUCCACAGAAUGACUUGCUCGGUCACUCCAAAGCAAAGGCCUUUAUCACUCAUGGUGGGACGCAUGGAAUCUAUGAGGGCAUCUGUCAUGGUGUUCCCAUGGUGAUGCUUCCCCUCUUUGGUGACCAGGGUGACAAUGUGCACCGCAUGGCAACUCGAGGGGUGGGAGUGGUGCUCAGCAUCCAUGAUAUCACUGCAGAAACACUGGUCGAUGCUCUCAACACAGUUAUUAACGACAGCAGCUAUAAGCAAAGAAUGGAGAAGCUGUCGGCCAUACACAAUGACCGUCCCAUGCAGCCCCUGGACCUUGCAGUCUACUGGACAGAGUUUGUUAUGAGACACAAGGGGGCAGACCACCUGAGACCUGCUGCUCAUGAGCUGAACUGGCUUCAGUACCACAGUCUAGAUGUGAUUGGCUUCCUGCUUUUUAUUGUGCUGAUUGUAACUCUAGCAACAUUUAAAUGCUGUGCACUUUGCUGGAGACGCUGUUGUAGAAAAUCGCAGAAGAGGAAGGAAGACUGAUUGUAUAAAGAUUAAAACGUGGUAUUGCUUAAAAACCACAUUUUCCACAUCUACUAUUUUUAAUUCAGGUGCCAUCAUUCAUGAGAAUGUCAUGAGAAGCAACCUGACUUCUAGCACCUGACUACUGAGCCAGUGAAGUUUCUCAAAAAGCCGCAGUUUUGUAAAGAGGGAGCAUACAUCAAUAUUUUGAAGCAGUUUCAACUGUAAAGAUUUGUUUCUUAAAAUAUUCGUUUACAUGCUUUCAUUAUGAUAUCAUUGGUCACUGCUCACCUAGUAGCCACCAGCAUUUUUUUUUUUUUAAUCAUUCAAAGCAAUCCACUGUAGGCUAAACAAACGGCAGGUUCUAACUCUCAUAAUCAACAGGAAUUCUGGAUAAUGGAAUUCUUUUAAUGAACCUUUGUCAGGUUAGAUGCUUUGUUUUAUAUGACACAAGUGAAAGGCUGUGAAAGAAAUAUAAUCUUGUCUAAUUUCGUUUUUUUUUUUUUUAUAAUACAAGGUUCAAUAGAAAUGUUUUCAAUUUCCAUGUUUCAUCAACCUUAUGAUCACCAUCAAGGCAUUCAAAAUGUUUUAAAUGAACUUAAUUGCUUACACUUUUUUCUGUAAUUUGCCCCCAUAGAUUUUUCAUUAAUUUCACUCCUAAAUGACCAACCAAUCCGUUUUUGUAUGAACAGAAAAUUGCUGUUGUGCACUUGUAGCCUCUUAUGAUCUGUAAAAUCACAUUCUGUAAACUUGAAAAAAUACAAUUCUAAAAUAUGAACACAGCAAUGCUUUUUUUAUGAAAUACAAAAAAAAAUUCAUUCUCUUUUCUCACAAAUUUUAGUUGCACUUCUCUGCAAACUGGGAAAAACAGUAAAGCAUAAGUUUGACAUAAGUUUCAUUUCUACAGAAAGCUAUUUGGGGUUGUGCAAGAAGAGAAAACAGAUCUUACUGUUGAACAAAGUCUCAUUUGAAAACGUACUGCUGUAUCUGUAGUUUCUAAUACACUAAACAAUGUAAAAUUAAAAACCUGUCCUUAUACAAGAAAUAAAUAUUUACACUUGCAAGUGACUAACACUUUCUUAAAAUGUACUUUUUUUUUACCGACCUCUGGUGGAGGGGAAUAAUACAGGUGCAUCUCAAU